Clarias gariepinus (North African catfish) is the source of this 5511-nucleotide messenger RNA. RefSeq names its product diaphanous-related formin 2 (gene diaph2). NCBI's taxonomy places the organism in Eukaryota, Metazoa, Chordata, Actinopteri, Siluriformes, Clariidae. The record is from RefSeq and is a predicted model, not a curated record. The transcript is spliced from 28 exons. Gene Ontology annotation, molecular function: small GTPase binding; actin binding; microtubule binding. Gene Ontology annotation, cellular component: cytoplasm; actin filament. The coding region runs from base 562 to 3798 and encodes 1078 amino acids. Gene Ontology annotation, biological process: actin filament polymerization; actin cytoskeleton organization.
AAUAGCAUUGCUGUAUAAAGUUAGACGUGCGCUUUUUCUCGCUUCCGCCUGAGGUGAUGACCACUCAGUAGUGAUGGGUCGUUCAUGAACGAUUCAUUCUUUUUGAACGAGUCUUUAACGUGACUCAGAUGAACGAGUAUCUCUCGCGUUCUAUUGGGCGCGCAUGCGCAAAUCAUCACGAAACCCCCGCAUGUGUUAUACAAGAAACAGAAAUUAGUCGUUACCUUUGAGUCUUUUCGGUCCUGAGUCGUUUGUUCUUUUUUCACGUGACUCCCAUAGACGCUUUGCAACAGAUUUAAAAGAACGAACGACUCAGACUGGCAGAUAUGAGAUUUCUGAGCACUGAAGCUGUAGUGCUGAACUGGUGAAAGCUGCAUUUGAAGCCAAAUCGUACAGCAUCUAUUAUUAACAUAUUAUUGGGUUUGUAAAUAACACAAAAACUUUUCUCAAACCUCUUCUAUGGAAUGGAUUUUAAAGAACGUGAUUUGAAGUCGGCAGAACUGGGUACUUUAUAAAUAGUACGGGACACUUUAAGAUUUGAAGGGGAGCUUUUCCUCAAAAAUGGAUCAGCAAGGAAGUGGAACAGAGGACCCCAAUAAACAACCUAAAAAGAAAUCGAAUGAAGAUGAGAGUAAGAACAAAAAGCUGCGUGACAGGAUUACAAGCUUUCGAAAGCAAGCUGUAAAGAAAGAGAAGCCUGUUAUCCAGCACCCAACAGACCCCAUCUCCACACUUUCUGAACUACCUAUUCCGCAGCCACUUUUUGAUGAGCGUUCAUUGAAUCUUUCUGAAAAAGAGAUUGUUGACCUGUUUGAGAAGAUGAUGGAGGAUAUGAACCUGAAUGAAGACCGUAAAGCUCCUCUGCGUGAAAAGGACCUAAGCACUAAACGAGAGAUGGUUGUCCAAUACAUUUCUGCAACAGCUAAAUCUAUAACUGGGAGCAAAGUCGUGGGAGGACUGAGGAACAGCAAGCAUGAGUGUACACUGUCAUCACAGGAAUAUGUGCAUGAGCUACGGUCUGGCAUUACAGAGGAGAAGUUGCUCAACUGCCUUGAGUCUCUGCGUGUGUCUUUAACCAGCAAUCCUGUCAGCUGGGUAAAUAAUUUUGGCCAUGAGGGACUUGGACUGCUUUUGGAUGUAUUGGAGAAGCUGCUUGACAAGAAACAACAAGAGGUCAUUGACAAGAAGAACCAACACAAACUCAUCCAGUGCCUCAAAGCCUUCAUGAACAAUAAGUAUGGCCUGCAAAGGAUACUCGGGGAUGAGCGAAGCCUGCUACUUCUGGCCAGAGCUAUUGAUCCCAAGCAGCCAAAUAUGAUGACAGAAAUUGUAAAAAUCCUCUCUGCAGUCUGUAUUAUUGGAGAGGAGAACAUUCUGGAUAAGAUUCUGGCAGCAAUGACAAUCGCAGCUGAAAGAAAUAACAAAGAGAGAUUUGCUUCAAUAGUAGAAGGCCUGGAAAACCACGAAGCUCAGCAACUUCAGACAGCGUGCAUGCAAUUAAUUAACGCCUUGGUCACCUCUCCGGAUGAUCUGGACUUCAGAAUACAUUUACGGAAUGAGUUUCUGCGCUGCGGCCUGAAGAAGAUCCUCCCAGGGUUGAAGGAGACGGAAGAAUUGGACAUUCAGCUGAAGGUGUUCAAUGAGAAUAAAGAAGAGGAUUCUAUUGAGCUGUCUCAUCGGCUGGAAGACAUCCGCACAGAGAUGGACGAAGUGGAUGAGGUUUACCAUAUUCUGUCCAACAUGGUGAAAGAUACAGGGUCAGAGGCCUAUUUCCUAUCUAUUCUUCAGCACUUGCUGCUCAUAAGGAAUGACUACUAUAUCAGACCUCAAUACUACAAGGUGAUUGAGGAGUGUGUGGUUCAGGUUGUACUUCACCGGAGUGGAAUGGACCCUGACUUUGGUUACAGAAAGAGACUAGAUGUUGACUUCACCCAACUCAUUGAUCAGUGUGUAGAUAAGGCUAAAUUAGAGGAGAGUGAACAGAGAGCAGCUGAAUUCUCAAAAAAGUUUGACGAGGAGUUCAGUGCACGACAGGAGGCACAAGCUGAGCUGCAGAAACAGGAGGAAAAAGUCAAAGAGUUGGAGGGAAAGAUCAACUUUUUACAGAGUCAGGUUGCAGCUGAAGGAACUCAAAAUGUUUUUUUACCACCAGAAGGGUCUGAAUGCCUACAACCACCACCACCUCCCCCUCCACCAGGGGUACCCCCUCCACCACCUCCUCCUUUACCAGCCAGUAUGGGACCUCCCCCACCCCCACCUCCACCCGGCCUCGGUCUGCCACCUCCACCACCCCCUCCUCCUGGAGGUCUUGCACCUCCUCCACCUUUCCCAGGUCUCCCUCUAGUACCAGCUGUCCAAAAACUACCUUAUGGCCUACAGCCUAAGAAGACCUAUAAACCUGACACAGCCAUGAAGAGAGUCAACUGGUGCAAGAUUGUGCCUCAGGAGAUGGCAGAGAAUUGCUUUUGGAUUAAAGUUAAAGAGGAAAAAUUCGAGAACCCGGACUUAUUUGCCCAACUCUCACUUAAUUUCUCAUCCAAGUCCAGAGUAAAAAGGGAUGUGGAGGAAACUGAUAACAGAAUGACACAAUUUAAGAAAAAAGCAAAAGAGUUGCGAAUCCUUGAUGCCAAAACUGCUCAAAAUCUGUCCAUUUUUCUCGGAUCGUUCCGAAUGUCUUACAGUGAGAUCAGGGAUAUUGUCCUGGAAGUGGAUGAGGAGAAGCUGACUGAGGCAUUAAUCCAGAACCUAAUAAAAAAUCUCCCUGAACAGAAGGAGUUGAGCUCCCUAGCUGAGUUGAAGAGUGAGUACGAGGAGCUGUGUGAGUCAGAGCAAUUUGGCAUUGUGAUGAGCUCAGUCAAGCUAUUGCGUCCUCGUCUAAAUGGAAUCCUUUUCAAGCUGACAUUUGAAGAGCAAGUAAACAACAUUCGUCCUGACAUCAUGAAUGUCACUUUUGCAUGUGAGGAGGUAAAGAAGAGUGAGGGCCUCAGCAAGUUCCUGGAAUUGGUACUGCUUGUGGGAAAUUAUAUGAAUGCCGGCUCCAGAAAUGCCCAGACUUUUGGGUUUAACAUCAACUUUCUCUCCAAGCUACAGGACACAAAGUCAACAGAUCAGAAUACAACACUUAUGCAUUUCUUGGCUGGGAAAUGUGAGGAGAUGCACCCAGAAAUGCUAAACUUCCCUGAUGAGUUGGAGCAUGUGGAGAAUGCCAGCAAAGUGUCGGCUCAGGUCCUCAAGGCCAGUUUGGACUCAAUGGAGCGUCAGAUCCAGAGGUUGGAGACUGACAUCCAGAACUUCCCGAAGACAGAUGACAAACUGGAUAAGUUUGUGGAGAAAAUGUCCGGUUUCUCCAAAUAUUCACGUGAACAGUAUGAAAAGCUCUCCACUAGGCACAAGAACAUGCAGAAGCUCUACGAGAGCUUGGGAAGCUACUUUGCAUUUGAUCCACACUCCAUCAGCAUUGAGGAUUUCUUUGGAGACCUGGCAAAUUUUCGCACCCGCUUCAUCGAGGCUGUGAAGGAAAACCACAAGAAGAGGGAGAUGGAGGAGAAGAUCAAGCGGGCCAAGCUAGCAAAGGAGAAAGCUGAGCAGGAAAAACAGGAACGGCUGCAGAAGAAAAAGCAACUGAUUGACAUGAACAAAGAUGGAGACGAGACUGGUGUGAUGGACAGCCUGAUGGAGGCCCUGCAGUCUGGUGCAGCCUUCCGUGACCGCAGAAAAAGAAUCCCACGUACUGACAACCGCCGAACUGGUUUGGAGAGGUCACGCUCACGGCAUAACACAAACACUAUGGGACGAUAACUGCAGUCAGUCUGUGCAUCUAAGCCAAGUGCCAAAUAUCCAGGAUUGGAUGCACAAUGGAGGAAAAGUAUGGAUAGUGGAGUUUUGUGCCUGAAGAAUCCUCACAAAACACACAAAAAUAAAAAACAGUCUUAAAAAGUAAGGACUCAAGCAGCUUUACAGGAUCACUAAUUUUACAUUGUUGUCCUUGUUUUCUGUAAUUGUGCAUAUUUAUACAGUAUAUAUUCGCACAGUGCUGGUCAUUAUUACACCCCUGGUUAAUAUGUGUUCUAAUAAAUUCAUUUUUUAUUGCAGAAGCAUCACACAAAAAUUUUUAGAAAAAUUUUAAUUUUAACUCAAGUAAAUAAAAAAUUAAUAAAUAAAAAUCCAUGAUUUUUAUAUAUAUAUAUAUAUAUAAUCACCCUGGACACAAUUAUUGGCACCCCUAACAAUUUCAAUAAAAUAAAUGUAAUUGGAGCAAUUUUUUUCAUUUUUACUGUAGUUUAUAAAGGACCCAAGAGAAGUAAAAAAAAAAUCUCUAAACCUCAACCAUCAGACAUAAACGUCUGGAAUUUACUGAGACUACAACUGGGAUUGUGUGCUGUGGUCGGAUGAGAUAGAAUUUUUUUGCAACAAACACUGUCUGGGUCUGGUGUAAAACAAAAGAUGAGUAUGCAGAAAAGCACCCUAUGCCCACUGUGAAGUAUAGUCCUGUGGAGGAUCCGUGAUGCUGUGGGCCUGUUUCUCUUUCAAAGGCUCUGGGAACCUUGUUAGGGUGCAUGGCAUCAUGAACCCUUUGAAAUACCAGGACAUUUUAAAUCAAAACCUGAUGGCUGCUGUCAGAAAGCUGAAGAUGAGUCGUCAUUUAGUCUUUCAGCAGGAUAAUGACACAAAACGAGUGGUAAAGUCUUUACAAAAAUGGUUCAGCAUACAGUACACAAAAUUAAGCUCUAAUCAUGGCCAUCUUAGUCCCUGACCUCGACCCAAUUAAAAACCUGUGGGGUAAAGCUGAAGAAAGAUUGUGCAAAGAGAAAUGAUCAAAGAUCUAGUAUUCGCCAAUCUUGUGAAAUGUUAUAGGAGUUUAAAUGCUGUCGUGGGGUUGUACAAAGUAUUGACAUCAGGGGUGCCAAUAAUUGAUUUUUUUAAAAAUGAUUUCAUGUAAAAAAAAAAUUUUUUAAUGUAUACCACUGAAUAAUAAUUUAUUAUUAUUGAAUAAUUGUACUUCAAUUAAAAUUAAUUUUUUUUGCUCUUUUUGCAUUGUGUUUCAAUCUUGUAUAAAUGAAAAAAUUAAUUUAUUAGAUGCCUAAGAACACAUCUUAACCAAGGGUGGUAAUACUAAUGACCAGCACUGUAUAUACACACACAAAGACAUGCAAGGGUAAGUCAAAUUAUUCGCACUCCGGUUAUUACAGCUUUUAUUGUUUAAACUAUCUUAUCAACACUUUCCAUUUAAGUCUGUUUUCCCAGUCACUACUGUGCAUGUAUAAACAAGAUUUCCUUCUGAUGAAGAAGUUAAGACAGAGGUGCAUUAUUGGCUCGCACCUCAGCCUAAAACAUUUUUUCUGAUGGAAUUUGAAAGCUUGUUGACACAUGGACACAAGUGUAUUAAAAAGCAGGAAGACAAGUAUGUCAAAUUGAAAUAAAUUCUACGACCAGAGUGCGGAUAAACUUGGUAUGUGUGAGUGUGUAUAUAUAUAUAUAUAUAUAUAUAUAUAUAUAUAUAUAUGUAUGUAU